Messenger RNA from Zychaea mexicana, 315 nucleotides. RefSeq names its product HMG box protein. Lineage: Eukaryota; Fungi; Mucoromycota; Mucoromycetes; Mucorales; Lichtheimiaceae. The transcript is spliced from 4 exons. The record is from RefSeq and is a predicted model, not a curated record. The coding region runs from base 1 to 315 and encodes 104 amino acids.
AUGCCAAAAGAAUCCAAGACAGGCGACGCAAAGACCUCCAAGCGAGCGGGUGCUGGCGAGAAGAAGAAGCGAAGCAAGAAGGAUCCGAAUGCACCAAAGCGCGGCUUGUCAGCAUACAUGUUCUUUUCGCAAGAAAACCGGACGCAGAUCCAACAAGAGAAUCCAGAUGCUGCAUUUGGCCAGAUCGGCAAGUUACUUGGUGAAAAGUGGAAGAGCAUGGAUGACGAUCAGAAGCAGCCCUACAAAGACAAGGCAGAGGCAGAUCGGAAGCGCUAUGAAGCUGAGAAGAGACAGAUGAACGGCGGCGAUGAAUAA